Diospyros lotus (date-plum) is the source of this 342-nucleotide messenger RNA. RefSeq names its product class I heat shock protein-like. NCBI's taxonomy places the organism in Eukaryota, Viridiplantae, Streptophyta, Magnoliopsida, Ericales, Ebenaceae. The record is from RefSeq and is a predicted model, not a curated record. The transcript is spliced from 2 exons. Gene Ontology annotation, biological process: protein complex oligomerization; response to heat; response to hydrogen peroxide. Bases 1 to 342 code for a protein of 113 amino acids.
AUGCUCACGUUGACUGACUGGCAUGAGACGAAUACGGCCCAUAUCUUCCGUGCUCACGAUCUCCCCGGUGUCCGGAAAGAGGAGGUGGAGGUGGUGGUGGAAAACGGUAACAUCCUCCAGAUAAACGGCGAGAGGACCAAGGAGCAGGAAGACUCCGCCAACGGCAAGUGGCACCGCGUGGAGCGCCACCGCGGCAGCUUCGUCCGUCGAUUCCGCCUGCCGGACAACGCCAACCUCGAAGCCGUCAAAGCCGGCCUUGUGAACGGCGUCCUCACAGUCACUGUGCCCAAGAAGGAAACCCACCAGAUUUCUCGGGACGUCAAGUACGUAGACAUCAAUUGA